Messenger RNA from Symbiodinium pilosum, 516 nucleotides. NCBI's taxonomy places the organism in Eukaryota, Dinophyceae, Suessiales, Symbiodiniaceae. The record is from the annotation of a GenBank genome assembly.
GACAUAUCAGCUUUGGAGCUUGCCCCACCUCGCGCAGGGUGUUCGUAAAGUGCUUCAGUCUGAUGUGGCAGAUGAUGGUGAUGCCCCCGUGCCCCGAAUCCAAGAUGCUGAUCCUGCACGCCAACAGCUUGACGAUGAUUUGGCCAUUCUGGGCCGAGGUUCACAUGCUGAAGCCCGGGUGGAUGAUGAUGAUGAUGUGGGUAGUGAUGAGCUAGUUAGAGAGCUAGAGGCCCUGUUUCAAGUUGAUGAUGAGCAGUCCCAGGCGGAGCCAGAUGGUGUUCAGGCAGACCCAGUUCCUCCAGAGCAAAUGGAGGAUGUGCAAAUGCAGGACCCGCCGUUGGAGGAACCACCAGUCGUAGCACCUCCGGGGGAAGAUGAUGGGGCUGACUCGGAUGCUACGAAGCCUCGUGCCCCUUUCACAGGCGCAAUGAGGCAGCGUUUGCAUUUGAAUCAUUAUGUUUCCAUUGACGCAGCACCCACAGAUGAAGUUUUGAAUGCCAUGAUAAUCACAGAGAG